Molecule: messenger RNA, 3574 nt
Organism: Carcharodon carcharias (great white shark)
Lineage: Eukaryota; Metazoa; Chordata; Chondrichthyes; Lamniformes; Lamnidae
Gene: fbh1
Product: F-box DNA helicase 1
Exons: 21
Coding region: 115-3237 (1040 amino acids)
Biological process (GO): replication fork processing; double-strand break repair via homologous recombination
Cellular component (GO): nucleus
Molecular function (GO): protein binding; ATP binding; hydrolase activity
Source: RefSeq, a predicted model, not a curated record
GGUUAAUGGGAAGUGCAGGGAGUCUGAGAAUCCCGUGGCAGAGUUCAGUUCAUUCACCUUGAGCAUGGGAAUCCCGAACACCCAGAGAGUGGGAAUGUCAACUCUGGCUUUAACAUGCCUCGGAAGAAGCAAGAGGGAGGCGAUUUGAAUCCACACCGAGUGUCUUGGACAUGCUUGUAUAGCCCAAGUCAUAGAUAUGGCAGUGUGACCCAUGUUACGAUGACUCAUUACAGACGAGGCAAACGGAAACAUCUUAAUCCGUCGGACUGUUGGUCCUUGAGCAAUAGUAGUGAGGGUGCUUUCUCGCUGACCCAACCGUUCACCUAUACAGGCACCAAUGGAGGUUUGAACAGGGGCCUCUGCCCAAGGGACAGGAAGGAUAGAAGGACUGCACCCCGGUUGUACCCACUCCAAAAGCAGUGGGCGCACAAUGCCAAGAGGCCAUCAGAAGAUGCAACCACUGCCAAAGCCAUUGUUGGUCCAACAUCCUCCAAGGUGGAUUCCGUUUUUGACCCUGAAGAUUUUCUUUCCAAUGACUUGUGUGCUGAAAGCAACGUGCUGGCUCUGAAUUCAAAGUCCAGUGGAGAGCACUGUGCCCUGUUGCUGAGAAGCCCAAACAAGGCUGGUGAUGCAGCCUGGGACGGUUGUACAAAGAGGCCCAGCUUUGAAGAUGCCCCCACCACCCAGCAAUGGAAUUGGGUUGAAAGUGAUGAACUGGAGGUAGAUCCUCUCCCGGACUCUUACUUUGGAUUACUGGGAUGCACGCGUUCCCAUACCCUGCCUUCUGGCCACUUCAGCCAGCUGCCCGAUGAAGUCCUCAGGACUGUGUUCUUUUAUCUGCCAGCAGGGGACUUGUAUCACCUCAGCUCGGUCUGUCAGCAAUGGCAGCGUGUUAUCAGUGACCCAAUGUUUGUACCGUAUAAGAAGUUGUACUAUCGAUAUAGGAAGGGAGAAGAAAGUGCGGUGAAGGAGGUUGAUCUGAUCCUGAAGGAAAAUAAUAUUAAAAAGGAAAAUGAACUUUGUGUGUUGCAUCUCAUAAGAUAUAUGGCAUCUUUCCAGAACGGUUUGUCUGUGAACUUUGAAGCCGUCUUGAGUUGCCUUAAAGACCACCCUCUUUUCAAGCAAGCCGAAGCAUCUGUGGCUCAGACGCUGUCUAAUUUGGCCAAAGCAGCUGGGAGUACACAUGUGUGGGCGGUACUGUCUGUGGUCGUUCUCCUGUCCUCUAGUGUAAAAGACAUCCAGGGAGUGAUUUCCUGUCUCCAGCAACCCCGUUCGACUCUGCCUCGAGCAGAGGUGACGGAGAUCCUGUACUGCAUGGCCACUUUGCUGUUUGCCUUGAGGGAGAGGGGCAUCAAUAUCAGCAGCAGGAUUCAUUAUAAUCUGUUCUGUACGCUCUAUUUGAUGGAGAAUCCAACCUGUAUCAAUAGAAAACACGUGAAGCACCUUCGCUCAGCUCAGGACUCUGGCAGGCUUGAAAUGCACAACAUAAAAUUGACUCCAGAGCAGCAGCAAAUACUGAACCAGGAAACUGCCCCAGGACAUCUGAUUAAAAUAGUGGGAUUUGCAGGCGCAGGUAAAACGUCAAUGCUGAUCGAGUAUGCACAGAGCAGACCUCACCUCAGAUUUCUGUACAUCGUUUCCACUAAGUCUGUUCCAAUGGAGAUUAGUCGAGUUUUCCCCCCAAAUGUGGAGUGUACGACUGUGCAUGCAUUGGCCUAUCGGGACAUCGGUCACAAGUAUCAGCGCAAGAAGAAGAUAAUGGCUUAUGAGCUGAAACCAUUCGUUAUUUUUGGACUUCCUGAAGCACGUAGCAGUUUUUUUAGAGCAAACUUAAUUUGUCAAAGCCUCUGUACGUUUUUUUCCUCCAUGGACAAAGCUAUCACCAUCUCUCAUGUACCAAAACACUGUAAGAGCACGUGUGGAGGUAUCAGGCCUAUGGAAUAUCAAGAGAAUCUAGAACUAGUUGAAGAUGCAAAGAGGAUUUGGAGAAAGAUGACGGAUCUUGGCGAAACGAAGGAGAAUGGUUACUUCAUGACUCAUGAUGGAUAUCUGAAACUUUGGCAACUCAGCAAACCCAGUCUGCCACAAUUUGAUAUCAUCCUUUUAGAUGAAGCUGAAGAUUGUAGCCCAGUAAUCAUGGACAUUGUGCUGUCUCAGAAAUGUGGGAAGAUUCUUGUAGCAGAUCCACAUCAGCAGACCAGUGGAUUCAAGGAUACUGUAGAUGUUCUGCUUAAAGCCCACCGUCCCCAUCUGUUUAGUCUGACACAGAGUUUCAGAUUUGGACCGAAGAUUGCCUAUGUUGCAGCAACGAUAUUGGAUGUGUGCAAACAGGUCAAAGACAAGACGCUGGUUGGUGGAAGCCAAGAUGGCAAUGCUGAUCCCAACACUGGGCAGACGGCUGUUCUCUGCAGAACUAACGCAGCUGUAUUUGACGAGGCUGUGAGCAUCGUUACAAGUGAAAAUCCAAGCAAAAUAUACAUCAUCGGAGGGCUUGAUAAAUUUGGAAUGGACACAAUACUGGACAUUUGGAUGCUUAUGGCCCAGGAGAAGGAACGAGCAACCAAAGACCUUGUAAUCCGCGAUCCAUUCAUCAGGAUAUUUGAACAUAAAGGUGGUUUGUGUGGAUUGAAAGAUUAUGUAGCUGAAGCUGAAGAUAAGGAGUUGGAAGAGAGGAUUGCAGUGGUGGAGAAGUACAGUCGGGGACUCCCUGUACUCGUAGAGAAAAUCACCAGCUACUCUGUCACUGAUUCAGCAUUUGCAAAUAUUGUUUUGGGAACUGUGCACAAAGCAAAAGGAUAUGAGUUUGACACUGUGCAGAUCACCAAUGACCUUGUGAAAGUUCCAGGCUAUCGACAUGAUCGUAUGCUUUCGGAAUUCAGGAUAGAUAUGGUGCCAGAAAUCGAUUGGAACUUGCUUUACAUUGCUGUGACACGGGCAAAAAGGUGUCUAGUGAUGAACAGGUCUUUGGAAUGUCUCCUGUCCUUUGCCGGUGAAUAUUUUGUAAAGCCAGAGUUGACUUCCAGCCUGUUUGUAGAAGGUCUACUCCCUAGCUGCUGGGCAAGAGGUUGUUCAAAUAGCAUUGUGAGCGAAACAGCAUUAACUCUGAGAACAGUGCCAAAUACUCAUAAUGGUGGCGAAGAUGAUGCUGGUUCCCUUUGCUGUGUGUGUGCAAAGCAGCGGAUCGGACCGUUGACCUACCUCCUCGCACUUCCAGAGUUGGUCAAAUCGAUGGGGUAGAACUGGGAGAAUGCGGCUGUGAGCCUUCAAACCAUCCUCUAGAUUCUGAUCCUUGGGGGGUGGGGGGGGGUGGUGGGCUGAGAGCAUCUGAUGGACUCUGAAGUGUUAUAUAUAUUCUAUUUUAUAUGACAUGUAAAAUGAAUAUAUCCAGCAAAAUAGAAAUGGCCUCUAUGAUAUCCAAUAUUUCCUUUAAGGAAUUUAGAAGAUAUUCUAUACUGAUUAGAACGGUUUAAAUAUAAAGGUACCACUACUGUUUUUUCAAUGGUAAAUGUAAAAUUCCCUGAAGGACUGCAAGAAAUGACAGUUUACAACCAAUAAAGAUAUUUUUUUUCACAAA